Electrophorus electricus (electric eel) is the source of this 5756-nucleotide messenger RNA. RefSeq names its product zinc finger protein 827 (gene znf827). The record is from RefSeq and is a predicted model, not a curated record. Gene Ontology annotation, cellular component: nucleus. Gene Ontology annotation, biological process: positive regulation of transcription by RNA polymerase II. NCBI's taxonomy places the organism in Eukaryota, Metazoa, Chordata, Actinopteri, Gymnotiformes, Gymnotidae. Gene Ontology annotation, molecular function: sequence-specific DNA binding; DNA-binding transcription factor activity, RNA polymerase II-specific.
GUGUGUGAGUGUGAGCGAGAGAGGGAGUGUGUGAGUGUGUGUGUGCUCUGCUGUUGCUGCCCUUUGAUCCCUGCAUUAGUGUUAGUUAGGGGCUCGGAGACACACACUUACACACAGAGCAGCCAUAGUCAAGACACGGAACAACAACAGCACCUCCUCCUCUGCUCGAGCCCAACAAUACACUUCACGAGCGCAGCCAGGUGCACGACAGCCUGCCAGCACGCUCCGCGCGACAUUUCAAUGGGAAGAGACCUUUUUGCUUUUUAUCCUUAAAGCAGGAGGAGAAUGUGAUAAACAGGAACAUGCCGCGGAGGAAACAGGAGCAGCCCCAGCGCCUGCCGUCACAUGUGGACCGGACUGAAGGUGGCGCUGUACUGGGUGGCUCGGAGGAGGAUGGCUGGUUUGGGAAUGCCUCUGACAGUCCCUCGGAGUCGUCCUACGGCGACAUUCCAGAGGAGCUGCGGGUGUCCCCAGAGAACGGGCCGCAGCCAGAGCAGGAUGCCUCCUCAGAGAGCUCUGUGGGCUGUCCUACGCCUGUCCACCGCGCCUCCCUGGAGCUGCUGGGCCUGGACGCACGUGUGCUGACCACGCAAGACACGCUCUCCUCAGUGGUGUCCUCACUGUAUUCCGGCGACGCUGCCCAGGGCCUGGGAAAGCCCCUUAGCAGCAACCUGCGGAGACUCCUGGAGGCGGGCUCGCUGAAGCUGGAAGGAGGGGAGCUGAUUGGUCGAGGGGCUGUCAGAGGGGCAGAGUCUCCACCUGUGGGCUUGGCGCUGUCGCCAUCUUCACGUCACGCACAGCAGCUAAGCGCGCUCGCACGCAGGCUUGCCGGAAACUCCGCCUCUGCUCCACCCGCCUCCGUGCCGGUGGUGAAGCAGGAGCCCAGCGACCCAUUCAGCCCGGCGGAGGCGGGCGGAGGCUCAGGUGGCGCCGGCUUCAUGUGGGUGGGGAUGGGUGACGCGUGGCUGGCGGCCAGCUGUUCGGGGGUGAGCGGCAGCAGCCUGUCACCUGACUCAGCCAUCCAGAAGCUUAAGGCGGCAGCCAAUGCUGUGCUCCAGGACAAAGGCACCGUGACCUCAUCUGGCUCCGCCUCUUCCUCAUCCUCCUCCUCCUCCUCAUCAGUCACCUCAUCCUCUGCUGCAUCCUCCGUGGCGGCACUGGGCGGGCGGCCAGACGACGCCAUGCGCUUCGACGCCUUCACCUCACCGUUCAGCUCGCAGUCCGCCAGCUCCACGCUAGCCGCGCUCUCCAAGAAGGUGUCUGAGCGGAGCCAGCAGGUGACGGCCACACCCGAACAUCCGCCCACCACCGCACACUUCCUCUCGCUCGUCUCCAUGACGUCAUCAGCAGCUCUGCUCAAAGAGGUAGCAGCACGGGCCGCCGGGAACCUGCUGGUGGAGAAGAAGGAGUCGCCCGCACCGCUGACGCUCGGAGCCUCGGAGGACGUCAAGCCCCUGCUGGACAGGAACCAGAAGGUGGCCACACCCUCCCAGACCAUGGACAUUCUGCUGCCCUCCACACCCAAGGGAAGGGGUAAACCCAGCAGCCAAGCAGGGUCACCCGAGGACGUGGGCAAGCCGUUCCAGUGCCCCGUGUGUGGCCUGGUCAUUAAGAGGAAGAGCUACUGGAAGAGACACAUGGUGAUCCACACUGGUUUGAAAAGCCACCAGUGCCCCCUCUGCCCCUUCCGCUGCGCCCGCAAAGACAAUCUCAAGUCACACAUGAAGGUGCACCAGCACCAGGACCGUGGUGAGACGUUCCAGUGUGAACUCUGCCCUUUUACCUCCUCCCGCCAUUUCAGCCUAAAGCUGCACAUGCGCUGUCACCAGCACUUCCCCCGCCCUGACCUCAAGGUCAAGGAGGAGCCAUGCACCGACACAGAGGAAGGGGAGGGGGACGGCUCUCUGCUGGGUGACAUCACCACCACCACUGGAGACCAGGCCAUGACCACGGAGGCCUCACUGUCUCCUGCCCUGCCGGCGUCCCCUAGUGAGCCGUCUGAGUGCAUGCACGUCAAAGAGGAGCCCCUGGACGUGGCGGUUACGUCCCCGUUCACGCUGCGCAGGGAUCGGCCUGGAAGCAGCAGCUCAUUGGAUCUGUCGGGGCGUAAGGCCAGCCCAUCUGGCCCAGGCCCUGCCCCGGGCCCCGCCUCCCUCUUCAGUCCCGACAUCACCACCAAGACAGCCACAGACCUGCUUAUGAAGCUGUCAGCAGCCAAUCAGAAGGAGGCCCUGAAGGGUGCCUUCCUGGUGAAAGAGGAGCCCCAGGCCGAGGAGCCCCAGAGCUCCCCCCGGGGCCCUGCGUUUUGCGCUGGGCCCAGUGCCCACCAAGAGGGCAGUCCCCUGCUGGCCAAGGGGGCAUUCCUCAGCCAAGACAUCCACAUGAAGGUGGCCUCAGAACUGCUAAUGAAACUGUCAGAGAACAAGAAGGACACCUGUCUCCAGAAGGUGACAGUGAAGGCGGAGCCCAUGGAUGUGGACACGCCCCCAGAAGUAGCCCCACCCCCCUCACACCUACUAGGCUUCAGCACUUUAGGGGCAUGUGAGAAGAAGGAGUCAUUGGCUAGUAUCUCAGAGCCUCUGCCCUGCCCCCAAAAAGACCUCUUCUCCCAGGACAUAUCAGUCAAAAUGGCCUCUGAGCUGCUGUUCAAACUGUCUGAGAAAGUAAGCAAAGCUAAUGAGAACAAAGACAGCGCAGCGUACAGCAUAAACAGCCCUUUCCUGGACGACCACUUCAGACAAUCACCCUUCAGCUCGCGCUCCAAGAGUUCUUCUCCUGCUGAGGCCAGUUCUUCCGCCAGAGCCGCCCACCAGCAAGACCUGGAGAAGGCACUGGUGGAGGUGGGGAACGGUGUGGCGCCCUGGACACUGAGCGAGCAGCUAUACCCCUGCUCCGUGUGCGGCAAGGUGUUCGGCCGCCAGCAAACGCUCUCCAGACACCUGUCUUUACACACAGAGGAAAGGAGGUACAAGUGUCACCUGUGUCCCUACGCAGCCAAGUGCCGGGCCAACCUAAAUCAGCACCUGUCAAUCCACUCAGUCAAGCUGGUGAGCACAGAAGCUGAACACAUCGUUACCGCAGUAACAGCUGACAGGGGAGAGCGCAGGAACUGCCCCUUCUACUACAGCUGUCGUGUGUGUGGUUUCCAGACGGAGCUGAAUGCCCAGUUUGUGAGCCACAUGUCUCUGCAUGUGGACAAGGAACAGUGGAUGUUCUCACUGUGUUGCAGCUUGUGCGAGUACGUGGGCGUAGACGAGACUGAGAUCAAGGCCCAUAUCAACACGGAGCACGCAGGUCUGAACUCCAGAAGUCCUCUGAGUGAAAGCAAGAGCACAUCCUCCUCACUCUCCGCCCUCAGCGACUCGCUGAACAGCUCGGAGGGUGGGGACGUCACCCAGGGAAACGACGAACUCAAGAUCCUGUUGGCACCGCCCUCUUCCGCCAGCAGCCAAUCAAGCUCGGCAUCUGGAAUGGAGGACAAAUCAGAGAAAGGCUUCGAAUGCGUAUUCUGCAACUUUGUGUGUAAGACGCGGUCCAUGUACGAGCGUCACCUGCAGAUCCACCUCAUCGCGCGAAUGUUCGAGUGUGACGUCUGUCACAAGUUCAUGAAGACCCCGGAGCAGCUGCUGGAGCACAAGAAGUGCCACGCCGUCCCCACCGGAGGGCUCAAGUCGGCAGCGUUGGGGGCUCACCUGAAGACGCACUGCCGGCUGGAGUUCCGCUGCCGCAUCUGUCAGGCGGUGUGGGCCAGCCAGGCCGAGCUGGACAGGCACGUGCGUGCCCAUCGCCUGGGCAACCACUACAAGUGCGAGCAGUGUGGCUACCUCUCCAAGACGGCCAACAAGCUGAUCGAGCACGUGCGCGUGCACACGGGCGAGCGGCCCUUCCACUGCGACCGCUGCGCCUACAGCUGUAAGCGUAAGGACAACCUGAACCUGCACAAGCGGCUGAAGCACGCGCCGCGCCAGACGUUUGGCUGCAGACGCUGCGCCUUCACCACCACGCAUCCCUUCGUCUACAGCCGCCAUGUGAAGAAGCACCAGGGCGGGGAGGGGGGUGGCGAGGAGGGCGAGGCCCAGCAGGACCCCUCACGCCUGGGCUCUGCCCACGACGCCGAGCCACUCUUCCUCCUGGAGGGCGACGGUAGCCGCGGUCUGAGUGCCUCCCAGGCACUGCAGUCUGUCGCCAUGUCUGUGUCGUGCCGCCGGCCCGAGGGCGCGCUCGCCCCACACUACCUCUCGGCCAAUGGGGCGUCAGCACCAACGACGACGCCGGCCGCACGCUGCUGUGAGCAGUACAAGAACUACGACCCCGCCCACCUCAUUCCCCUCACCAUGCUCUUCAACACUCAGCGCUGCACAUUCCAUAACCCCGCCCCCUCACACGCCUCCUCGCCCUUCUCCAGACUCUGGCCACGCCCUUCCUCGCGGGCCCCGCCUUCACCUCUGUCACCCAAGCGCUCCUUCCUGGCUUAUCUGGGAUUAACAGUGAGAGCAAAAACCAUCUGAGCUGCCCUCCUCACCUCCCUCUCCAUCCUCAUCCCACUCCAUCCUUUCUUUCUUCUGCAGCACCUCUGGCCGUGGACAGGAGUCACCAUUCCAGGUUAUGGUGUUGUUUCUCAAAACUACAGUUCUUAGAAACAAAGGCAAACGUUGGACAAGCUGGAUGCAUUUCUAUCGAAGCUGCUCUCCUGUUCUGUCAAUCUGAUUUUUGCUCCUUUUUUGUUGUUAUUUUCUAUUUGUUUUAUUCAGAUUUUGGAUGAACAGAAACCAAUAUUAAUGCUUUACUUAGGAAUGUUUUUUUCUUUUGUUCAACAAGGAGGAAAAAGAGAAGCCAGGAGUUUUCCGAUGUGUAAGUGCUCAGCGUUGUGCAUUGGUAUGUCUUACUACCAAGCCUCAGACCGCAUGCUGGCCUGUGUGUUACGGUUGAUUUAUGUCAUUUUGGGGCUUGAUAUGAAUUAUCCAGAGGCAGCACGACAAAAAAAAAAAAAGAAAAACAAAAGAAGAUGAGAGUGCAUUCUUUUAUGUCUCGUUUUCAAAGCGAUGCCUCAAACCCGCACUUGAUUAUUCAUCAGACUGUACAUAGAUCUUAGCGUUUCUUCUCCCGCCCCCUCCUGCCUCCUGGUUGGCUGCUUGUCCAGACUAGUGAUGUCAUUCCCCAUCCAUUGGUCUGUCUCGGGAGCAGAGUGACGCCCCUUUACCAGUUAGGCACCGCUGAUGGCACUAGGGUUUUACAGAUUUUUGUUUGGUUGUGUUUAAUUUUUUGUUUUUCUUCUUCUUAUUAUUAUUAUUAUUAUUAUUAUUUUUACACAAGCCAUUCAAAACGUGCUGGUGGCCCAAGCAAUCACUUGGCACCUGUUCAGGGCCCGUUAGUUUAGCACACAGGCCUGACAACCACGCCGCCUUCGCCAGGGCUGCUGGCUGCCACAGAUGGUGCCAGUAGCUAACACAAGUGGAGUGUCCAUCCCCCGCCAGUGCCAGGGAAGCGCCCUGUGCUUAGCUAGCAUCUGUAGUGUGCACCUGUACGUUUAAGAAGAUACACGAGGUGACAGGUUGGUGGGGGUGGGGGACCCACAUAGCCCGUCACGAAAGGCCGAUUCAAUGGUGCUUUUUGGAGUUUUUUGUAAUUUUUUGUGUAAAAAAAAAAAACAAAACAUGAAACUGUUCCAAAAUGACUUGAAUGAAUGUACUUUCUGUUGGUUAAUGUCAGUGAUGCAGAGGUAGCCGGGCCUGUUGAAUGAAGCUAUGAGAAAUGGA